Molecule: messenger RNA, 1776 nt
Organism: Micropterus dolomieu (smallmouth bass)
Lineage: Eukaryota; Metazoa; Chordata; Actinopteri; Centrarchiformes; Centrarchidae
Gene: nprl2
Product: NPR2 like, GATOR1 complex subunit
Exons: 11
Coding region: 187-1320 (377 amino acids)
Biological process (GO): cellular response to amino acid starvation; negative regulation of TORC1 signaling; positive regulation of autophagy
Cellular component (GO): GATOR1 complex; vacuolar membrane
Molecular function (GO): GTPase activator activity
Source: RefSeq, a predicted model, not a curated record
CAGCAGCAGAAGAAGAAUGGGCAGGUGGAGGCGAUUUAUGUUUUGAGUUGGUGUUCGGGCGUUAGACCUGCUGAAUAUAGGUUCACGGGAGGUUACUAUCUUGCCUUUCAACGGUAAAACUGGGAGCUAGCAGUUAGCGUCAGCUGCUUAAAAACAGUUUGGUAGCUGCACUGACAGAACUUUAAGAUGGCUGAACGCAUAGGGUGCAUCUUCUUCAGCGAGUUUCACCCCACACUGGGUCCAAAGAUAACUUACCAGGUCCCAGAGGAGUACAUAUCACGGGAGCUCUUUGACACAGUUCAGGUUUAUAUUAUCACCAAGCCAGAACUGCAAAACAAAUUAAUAACAGUCACUGCCAUGGGAAAAAAGUUAAUUGGGUGUCCUGUGUGCAUUGAACACAAAAAGUACAGCCGCAACGCCCUCCUGUUUAACCUUGGCCUCGUUUGUGAUGCCCAGACCAACACGUGCGCUCUCGAGCCGAUUGUCAAGAAGCUGUCUGGGUACCUUACAACUCUGGAGCUGGAGAGUGGCUUUAUAUCUAACGAGGAGAGCAAGCAGAAACUUUUACCCAUCAUGUCAACCUUGUUGGAAGACCUUAAUGCCACAGGAGCCUGCACUUUACCCAUUGACCAGUCUAACACAAUACACCUGAAGCUGAUCCAGCUCCGAAAGGACCCGCCAAUUGUUCAGGAGUACGAUGUGGCUGUCUUCACUGGCAAAGACCAUUUUGUCAAAUCUCAGUGGGAUCUCACCACUCAACAGAUCCUGCCCUAUAUUGAUGGAUUUAGACACAUCCAAAAAAUCUCUGCUGAAGCCGACGUAGAGCUGAAUCUUGUUCGCAUUGCUGUGCAGAAUCUGCUAUACUAUGGUGUUGUGACCUUGGUGUCAAUUUAUCAGUAUUCAAAUGUGUAUUGCACCACCCCCAAAGUCCAGAGCCUCAUCGACGACAAGUCCAUUCAGGAGGAGUGCCUUAACUACGUCACCAAGCAAGGUCAGAAGCGAGCCAGUCUGAGAGAUGUGUUCCAGCUGUACUGUGGUCUGACUCCAGGAACCACCGUCCGAGACCUUUGUUCUCGCUACUCGCAGCAGCUUCAAAGGGUUGAUGAGAGGAGGCUGAUCCAGUUUGGACUGAUGAAGUCUCUUAUCCGACGGCUGCAGAAAUAUCCGGUGAAGGUGAUCCGCGAUGAGAGGAGCAGGCCGCCUCGACUCUAUACGGGUUGUCAUAGUUAUGAUGAAAUCUGCUGCAAAACAGGGAUCAGUUACCAGGAGCUGGACGAACGUUUGGAAAAUGAUCCCAACAUCGUGGUGUGCUGGAAGUGAUGUGACAUGAACUGAAAACAGAGCAACAGCCGUCAGACCGAAAGAUUCAGACGUGCCUCAACCAAAGAUGCCUUUAGUGAGAGGAAUAACAGUGAAACGUGAAGUUGUAUUUUGUAAUCUUCAUAAUAGUUUUUUAUUUCUCUUCAUUAAUAAUUGACCUAGAGUUCUGUUAAGGUCAAGUGAGGAAGGUGAUAUUUAUUAAUAUUGUACAAAAAUAAUCUGAUUAACAAGAGGUUUUACCACAGCGUGAUACUUUGUUUUUUUGCAUCCCUGUACUCAGUGCUUUAUUCACUGUUUUAAAACAUAGAAUUUUAUAUAUAAUCAUUCAUUUAGCCAUAAAAACAAGCAGUUACAGAAUGUCUCAUCUAACUUUGAAACUACAAUAACAGACAUUGUCAACAUUUUUAAAAUUGUUGCUUUACUACUGUACUGUAUAAAUUUAUGGUAUGUAGCUUG